Oncorhynchus kisutch (coho salmon) is the source of this 1209-nucleotide messenger RNA. Its product is annotated as protein S100-B-like. Gene Ontology annotation, cellular component: nucleus; cytoplasm. The record is from RefSeq and is a predicted model, not a curated record. The transcript is spliced from 3 exons. The coding region runs from base 151 to 438 and encodes 95 amino acids. NCBI's taxonomy places the organism in Eukaryota, Metazoa, Chordata, Actinopteri, Salmoniformes, Salmonidae. Gene Ontology annotation, molecular function: calcium ion binding; S100 protein binding; RAGE receptor binding. Gene Ontology annotation, biological process: positive regulation of cell population proliferation; positive regulation of canonical NF-kappaB signal transduction.
CUGGCAGGGUGGUUGACCAGAGGCACUAGGCCCUCCCCACACCAACUAUAAAAGCCUAUAGUCUUUGUUCCUCCACAGCCACUACUCACUCUCAUCUGCAAAUAACCUUUGUCUCAGUCCGAGACACGCUGAUCACAUUUACAAACCACAAUGACUGACCUGGAGAGUUCACUGGCCACCAUCAUGGAGGUGUUCCACAGGUACACAGAGAAAGAAGGAGACAAGCACAAACUGAAGAAAAGUGAACUGAAAGACUUGAUCAAUGAGGAGCUGCCAGCCCUUACAGGGCAAGUAAAGGACCAGGCCACUAUGGACAGUUUGAUGGAGAGCCUGGACACGGACGGAGACUCGGAAUUGGACUUCCAAGAGUUCAUGACAUUUAUCACCAUGGUAACUGUCUGUUGCCAUGAUUUCGGCGAGCACCAUGAAGACGAGUAGCUAGGCACCAGUUAAACAAGAGAGAGAGAGAGAAAGCCAGUAAGUUAUAAAGUAGGAACUUUAGUUUGAUAAAACACUGGAAUGUCAAUGCAAACGUUGUAUUUUUCCAUUUGGUCCCAUUUAGAUUCAAUAGGUUUCUUAUACCCUGUUUGCCUACAAAGUGUUAACGCACUUUGUUUCAUUGCCUGUGAUUUGUCAGAGCCAAAUUGGUUUAGUCCUGAAACGUCAUAGAAUAGUUUUUGCCAACAAAGCUUAGAGCACUUUUCUUGUAUACUGUAAAGCUAAGAGCCAAUGUAAUAUAUUCAUGCAUUUCUGCGGCUCUAAAUUGGUUCAGUUGUUAUCACUAACAAUGCAUGUGUAAUCAGCUACCCCAUUCAUUGGACAUGGUCUGGCAAGUAAAACAAGUAUUCUCCAGUUGGAUUUUGACCCCCCCCCCCCCCAAUAUACCUUGUGUUUUUAUGAAAAUUGUUUUCAAAGUAAACUGUGCUUUGCGAGAUGCUAUUAAACAUAUAACAUAGAUAAUCAAUAAAGAUGAUCAAUUGAACACAAGGACAUACUUUUCACCAGUUACACCAUAUCCUUUUUACUUCAUACCAUUCACAUUUCUGUCUCCUGUAGAAAAGUUGUGAUGUGUACCCCUGAGUGGCAGUGUUGCUCCGUGACAAAAGCAUUGGCAUCUACUGGAUGUACAUAAAAGAUAUUGAAUCGGUGAAACAGAGAAUGUAUCAAUCUCCCUGAUGCACCCUCAGUAAACAUCUCUAUACUAUUGUA